Penicillium odoratum is the source of this 393-nucleotide messenger RNA. RefSeq lists its product as uncharacterized. The transcript has a single exon. NCBI's taxonomy places the organism in Eukaryota, Fungi, Ascomycota, Eurotiomycetes, Eurotiales, Aspergillaceae. Bases 1 to 393 code for a protein of 130 amino acids. The record is from RefSeq and is a predicted model, not a curated record.
AUGGUUGUGCCCCAGAUGCUUUAUGGCUGGUCGGCAUGGCACAUCCCAGGAAGCAGCUACACAAGCAGAGGAGGGGCUAUGACAAGCACUAUCCAGAGGAUCCAGAGGCGUGCAGCUCAGAUCAUCACCGGAGCCUUUCGGACAACGGCUGGUGCAGCAUUGGACAUCGAAUCUCAUCUUCUCCCGGUGCAACAACAACUUGAGCAAACCGCAUUGGAAGCCACAAUGCGUAUGAGGAGCACCCCGCUAUACGUCGACAUGGCCUCAACAACGGUCGACCGGAGUAGCCAUCAGAGCCCCCUCAACCGCUUCUCUAGCAUGCUGGAACAUAAAUUCAAGGUGCGGCUUGACCGGCUGGAAAAACGUGUACCGCAUGUGGUGCCGCCAUGGUAG